Molecule: messenger RNA, 2156 nt
Organism: Rubroshorea leprosula
Lineage: Eukaryota; Viridiplantae; Streptophyta; Magnoliopsida; Malvales; Dipterocarpaceae
Source: the annotation of a GenBank genome assembly
GAAUUAGAUUCAGAUAUUUACAUCUUUCUUGGCCAUGGCUGAGAUUGAUGGCAUUCACAAUCUUUCAGCUGCCAGGAAGCUGUUGAAAACUAGCUUAGAAAACUCUAGAGCUCUUGCCUCUGCUUUGGAGAGAACUGGGCCGAGAUUGGAGGAGAUAAAGAUAAAGUUGCCAGCUUUGGAAGCUCAAGUUGGACCCUGCUCGUCUAGAAUAUGCAAAUCUGUUGCUUUCAGAGACCAUGUUGAUCUUGCUGUUGGCCCUGCUGCAGCUGUCCUCAAGAUGUUUGAUUCUAUUCGUCAACUAGAGGAGAUGCUAUUAUCAGUCCCUUCUCUUGAUGAUCUUUCCAAUUACAUUUCAGCAACUGUAAGGCUUGAAGAAGCAUUGAAGUUUCUUGCUGAUAAUUGCCGCCUGGCAAUCCAAUGGCUGCAGGGUCUUGUGGAGUUCAUGGCAGAUGGUGAUUUUACUAUUGAUGAUAGGUAUAUCUCAAAGCUGCAAAUGUCAUUUAAGAUUCUGCAGGAGUUGCAGGGAACCAGGGAACAUGCUUGUUUAAAAGGAGGGCUUCUGUAUGUUGCAUUUGACAAGCUGGAGACUUUAUUCAAGCGGCUUUUGAUGGAUACUUCUUUGUCAUCAUUAUCAACUGUAGAGCAAGGAUAUGUCGCUUCAGCAGUUUUCCCAGGGUCUAUACUGGGGAAAUUACAGGCUAUUGUUAAAAGAUUGAACGCUAAUGGCAGGCUAAAGAAUUGCAGGACCAUAAUUGUUGAGGCUCGAAGUAUGUGUGCUCGAAGAAGUUUGCAAACUCUUGAUACUGAUUUUCUUAAGAAAUCAAUCACAGAAUCUGACGACUUUCAGGAUAUAGAAGGCUGCAUAACUCAAUGGGGCAAGCAAUUGGAGCUGGCUGUGAAGUAUGUUCUUGAGCUUGAAUACAGAUUGUGUAAAGAAGUCUUCAAUCAUACUGAAUCAGAUGUCUGGACAGGUUGUUUUGCGGAGAUCUCGGCCCAAUCUGGGAUUCUUUCUUUACUCCAAUUUGGAAUGAGCAUUGCCAAAAGUAAGAAAGAUCCCAUCAAACUCCUGAAGCUUCUGCAAGUUUUUGCAGUUCUUGAUCAGCUGAGAAUGGAUUUCAAUAGACUUUUUGGUGGGGUAGCCUGUGUUGAAAUCCAAAACAUGACAAGAGAUCUUAUUAAGAAAGUUGUCAAUGGAGUUGAUGAGAUAUUUUGGGAACUUCCAUUACAAGUAGAGCAACAAAGGCAAAGUCCUCCACCUACAGAUGGCAGCAUACCAAGGUUGGUUACUUUUGUGACUGACUACUCUAACCAGCUGCUGGGCGAUAAGUAUCGGCCAAUGUUGACCAAGGUUUUGGAGAUAAACCAAAUGUGGAAAAAUGAGAAGUAUGAAGAAGUGCUUUUCACCGGCCAGAUUUAUAGUAUAAUGAGGGAAAUUGCAGUUAACCUGGAUGUGUGGUCAAAAGCCUAUGAGAGCACCCCACUAUCUUACAUUUUCAUGAUGAAUAAUCAUUGUCAUUUCCACAGUCUGAAAGUCACAAGCCUAGGCAGCAUGAUGGGAGAUUCUUGGUUGAGUGCUCAUGGGCAAUACAAGGACUACUAUGCAGCACUUUACCUGAAAGAAACCUGGGGAAAGCUGCUGCAUUUUCUAACCAAAGAGAAUCAAAUCUCCUCCUCUCCUAACAGCAGAACUGGCCCCAAUCUCCUCAAGAAGAGUCUAAAGGCCUUCAAUGAAGCAUUUGAGGACAUCUACAAGAUGCAGUCAAAUUGGGUAAUAUCUGAUAAAGGCUUGAGGCAGAAGAUGUGUCAGCUCUUAGUCCAGACUAUUGUGCCUGCUUAUAAGUACUAUCUGCAGAACUAUACUCUUCUGGUGGAAGGGGAUGCUGAUGCUUCUAAGCAUGUGAAAUAUAGCUCAAAAAGCUUGGAGAAUAUGCUUAACAUUCUGUUCUGGCCAAAGCUUUUGAAUUUUGAAAGCAUGAGAGACUCUAGCUAUGCUGAUGAAAUACAAAAUGUUUUGAGAAAUCAAUGUUGCUUGACACUUAAAGCUAUGUGACUGUUUUAACCAUUUUUAGUCCUCGGUCCUUCCUUACCAAUCCACCAAGGGGAAAACCGAAAAUGUAUUAAAUAUUUGGUUAACUAAAUCAAGAUCUCAUCUCACU